Synchytrium microbalum is the source of this 1470-nucleotide messenger RNA. It is a transcript of the gene CHA1, whose product is annotated as L-serine ammonia-lyase. Gene Ontology annotation, biological process: gluconeogenesis. The coding region runs from base 1 to 1470 and encodes 489 amino acids. NCBI's taxonomy places the organism in Eukaryota, Fungi, Chytridiomycota, Chytridiomycetes, Synchytriales, Synchytriaceae. Gene Ontology annotation, molecular function: L-serine ammonia-lyase activity; 4 iron, 4 sulfur cluster binding. The transcript has 6 exons. The record is from RefSeq and is a predicted model, not a curated record.
AUGAGAGCUGCGCGAAUCUUUAUUGAAGAGUCCAAAGAGCUUGGAGUCUUUGACAAGAUCAGACAAGUCAGAGUUGAUCUGUAUGGGUCGUUAGCAGCUACUGGAAUCGGCCACGGAACAGAUACGGCUAUCUUGCUCGGAUUGGAAGGCGAGACUCCCGAAGGCGUCGAUACGGACACGAUCAAGUCCCGGGUCGAUGUUAUCAAGGAAACAAAAAGUCUGACUCUUGGAUCGAACAAGAUUUCCUUCGACCCUAAAACGAACAUUGUAUUUCAUAAAGAGUCUUUGCCACAACAUCCCAAUGGAAUGAGACUAUCUACGUAUGACGCUGAAGGAGACUUGUUGUCAGUUAAUGAAUUUUACAGCAUCGGUGGUGGGUUUGUGGUGAAUGAGAAGACACGUGUCGCAGAUAAUGUAUAUUAUAAGGACGCUCGUGUAGACCACGCCUUGGAUCCUUCAUCUGUCGAUGUCUCGGAAAUUCAUUUUCUCAAUGGCAAGUCCAAACCACAAUCGAAAAAAGGUCGUCCUGUGUCGCCAUCUAGUCCAGCUCGAACUGCUCAGAACUUUGUUAGAGCUGCACUUCCAUUCCAUAAUGCCGCCAGUUUAUUGGAUAUUUGUGAGAAGGAAAAGCUCAGUAUUGCUCAAGUGGUUUACAAAAAUGAGCUCCAGUGGCGAUCCUCUGAAGAAAUCAAGAAACGAUUAUUGGGAAUAUGGGAUGUCAUGAAUAAAUCUAUUGAAAAUGGUAUCAAUUCUACUGAGACGUAUCUUCCUGGACUGUUGAAAGUUAAACGAAGAUCACCAGCAUUAUAUAAACAGCUCAUGGCCAACGUCGGACAACAAAACGGACAGCCAGUGCCGAAUCUGGCCAAAUCACCAGUAUUGAGUGCCCUCAGUGUAUUUGCUAUCGCUGUGCAAGAAGAAAAUGCAGCUAUGAGACGAGUCGUGACUGCUCCUACUAAUGGCGCUGCUGGUGUGGUUCCGUCAGUCCUUAAGUGUUAUUUGACAUUCUUUUCACCGCCAAAUCGUUCGUUGAUUGAUCAAGAACGAGAGUAUCUUCUUACUGCGGCUGCCAUCGGUAUGCUGUACAAACGAGGGGCCAGUAUAAGCGCUGCUGAGGGGUGUCAGGGAGAGAUUGGCGUGGCCACUAGUAUGUCUGCGGCUGGAAUAUGUGCAAUACUUGGUGGUACGCCUCAACAAGUUGAGAAUGCAGCUGAAAUAGGGAUGGAGCACAGUCUCGGGCUGACAUGUGAUCCAGUGAAUGGAGCUGUGUUGAUUCCUUGUAUUGAGCGAAAUGCGAUAGGAUCGGUCAAAGCAGUCACGUCAGCUCAACUUGCUUUGAAUGGCGAUGGAUCCCACAAGGUUUCACUAGAUAACGUCAUAGAAACAAUGCGACAAACUGGUUUGGAGAUGUCGCACAAGUAUAAGGAAACAUCACUUGGUGGUUUAGCAAUAAACGUUCCAGUUUGUUAG